CGAGAUCUGACAGCGUUGCUAUAGUAACUGUAUGACGCCAUCACUAUGUUUUGGGCUGUAGUUAUUCUGCUUGACAUUUCUUAGCGUUUUAAUUUUGACCAUGAAACAUAAGUAAUCUAUCAGCUCAGGACAUUUUAUAACUUACUAAAUUUAUAUAUAUAUAUAUAUAUAUAUAUAUAUAUAUAAACAUAUAUAUAUAGAUGAGGGUAUUAUGCUUGUUGGUCUUAUCAAAAACUAAAAAUACACGAAAACCGCAGCAACCUUAAGUAUAAACAUUUUUGAAAGAUAUUGUUUAAAUCAAUGUGUAUGAAAAAUGAUGAUGGAAAUUCUCCUGUCAUGUGGAAUGACUACUGAAUUCAUUUGGAAAAUAUAAUGCUUUCAACAUUUUUAUGUCAAUGUCAUGUUUAAUGGCAAAAGAAGAAGCCUUCUUUUUGAAAGUGAAUGUACUGAAACAAAACAGUCUAUCAUUCAGACACUUUUAAAUUUCAGCUUUCAAGAAAGCCAACACCACUUUGAUAAUGAUUCUGUUAAUGCUGAUAAUGUGAAUGGAAUUACUGAUGGUUGGAAAAAAUUCACCUCAAUAUAUUUGCCUGAACCAAAAAAUACAACAAGGCUUAAGAAAAAGUUCAAUGGACAAUCUCGUAGUUUAGGCUGUUUCGGUAAUUACCGUUAUGAUCGUAAAAGAAUGAAACUAUUAUUCACAGAUAAUUUAAAAUUGAUAUAUAAUUCAGAGAGUUAUGAAUAUAUUCCUUUGAAUGGAGUUUAUCAGGUUUCAAAAUCUGCCGAAGCAUUUUCUGAUGCACUAAACUGUAAGAGAGGUAAUUUUGGAAAACGCAUUCUUCUUCCUUUGAAUGAGCCAGUUUCCUCACAAAAAGAUGUUAAUUUAGUUGAGGAAAAUACUAAUAAAUCAUGUCUCAGCUUAUCACCGGAGACUGAAAAUAAUUUUCAGUCACCAAAAAUUAAAAAUGUAUCAUCUUCAGCUUCACUUUCUGAUUUGAGAAUUGGUGUUGAUAAUCCAUUUACUCUGCUGAAAAAAACUUUGAAUAAGAAUCAGUUUCCAAAAAGUAAAAGUGCUGACAUCAAAGGAAAAAGUACAUAUUCAACAAUUUUUGAAAAAUUUAAAGAAAUGUUCUUUGAUGAAUUAGUUCCGAGAGAACAGCAGAUAAGUAAAAAUAUUUACUACAACUCGGUUGUAUACCCUCAAUUCAAGUAUCCAGAUUUGGUUCCAUCUGUUCAACUGAAAUCAGUGAUGCAAGAAAGGAAAUGCCAUGAAAGCUCUCAACUUUCUAAAAACAGUGACCACCCUCCUGUCUCAAGCACCUCUCAAACAAAUUCUAAUGCUAACUCUUACAAUAUUACCUCAUCACUCAAAACAAAAAGCCUCCAAACAUCAAAGAAAGGAAACAAGGCUGUCCCUGUUAAUGAAACAAGUAAGAAUUUAAACUCCAGACAUAAUAAUUAUAACGUUGUUAUACAGCCAGAUGUGCUUUGUAAGCAACAAUCUGACACUCUGACUGAAGAGGUUUUACCAGAAAUUUUUGGGAAAAAGAUCAAAGCUAGCCCCAGUAUACAUCGGUGGUUAUAAAUUCAGUUUAUUGGCAAUAGGUAGUAUGUGUUAGGAAAAUAAAAUUUUAAUGUUUAUCAAA
Molecule: messenger RNA, 1646 nt
Organism: Octopus bimaculoides (California two-spot octopus)
Lineage: Eukaryota; Metazoa; Mollusca; Cephalopoda; Octopoda; Octopodidae
Source: RefSeq, a predicted model, not a curated record